Pseudomassariella vexata is the source of this 632-nucleotide messenger RNA. RefSeq lists its product as uncharacterized. Lineage: Eukaryota; Fungi; Ascomycota; Sordariomycetes; Amphisphaeriales; Pseudomassariaceae. The transcript has a single exon. The coding region runs from base 9 to 554 and encodes 181 amino acids. The record is from RefSeq and is a predicted model, not a curated record.
GUCUUCUCAUGGACGGACGACUUGGCCUUGGAUUUAGCCGGCUUAGUCCCACAGGACGACGAAGGCGGAAAGUCGAUCUGGGGGCAGUGCUCCCCGGCGUAAAUGUUGCCCUGCGCCAUCUCCCAGGUGUAGUCGUCCUUGUACGGAGGCCAAACCCAGACCCAGUGCGAGUCGUGGCGGUCGUGGCGGCAGGGGCGAUCCUCGAUAUUCAAGUCCUCCUCCUUGGGGUUUUCUCCUUGACUUCGGAGCGGCAUGCCAGCCGUCAGCGUGGAGCUCCCCUGGGCUGUGUAUGCGCGGAGUGCGUCCAGUUCCGCUCUCAGGCGAGCGGCUUCGGCCUCUUCCUGCUCCCUCAUUCGCUUCCCUCUCUUUUCUUCCAUUUCCUCAUCGCUGAUCCAGAGUUUGGCGCGAGCAUCGUUCUAAAAUGCUCGGGCUUCUUCCGGGUCGCGAAAGGGCUUCUCGGGUUCGUAAGGCUCAAUAGCCGGGGCUGUGUUGUCAGCGGGGCUAUCUUCGCUGACUGCCGCAUUGGGUUCAGUGCUCUUCAUAUCGGCAUCUGAUCCCUCAGAAUACUUCUCGUUGGGGUCUGUGUUACCAGAGUCCUUCUUAUCCGAGACUGAUCCCUCAGCCGGCAUCGC